This is a messenger RNA of Hypomesus transpacificus, 1785 nucleotides long. RefSeq names its product alkaline phosphatase 3 (gene alp3). The transcript is spliced from 11 exons. Gene Ontology annotation, molecular function: alkaline phosphatase activity. The record is from RefSeq and is a predicted model, not a curated record. NCBI's taxonomy places the organism in Eukaryota, Metazoa, Chordata, Actinopteri, Osmeriformes, Osmeridae. Gene Ontology annotation, cellular component: plasma membrane. Gene Ontology annotation, biological process: dephosphorylation. Bases 1 to 1623 code for a protein of 540 amino acids.
AUGGAGACCAAGAGACUGCCGAGUCUGUGCCUGUGUCUGUUAUUGGGUUCGGGUUUGACCAUUGGCAAAGUGGAGGAGGAAAACCCCGAGUUCUGGAUCUCGCAGGCCAAGAAGUCUCUGCAGGCAGUGUUGGACAGGAAGCUCAACACCAACGUGGCCAAGAACAUCCUAUUGUUCCUAGGAGACGGUAUGGGUGUGACCACCAUCACUGCUGCUCGCAUCCUGAAAGGCCAGCUGCUGAACCAGACUGGAGAGGAGACCGUCAUGACCAUGGAUACCUUCCCCUAUGUGGGCCUAGCUAAGACCUAUAGCGUGGACUUCCAGAUCCCGGACAGUGCAGCUACAGCCACAGCUUACCUGUGUGGUGUGAAGACCAACCUCAACACGCUGGGCGUGAGUGCGGCCGCACGCAACGGGAUCUGCAAGUCCCAGAAGGGCAACGAAGUCACCUCCAUCCUCAAAUGGGCCAAAGAUGCAGGCAAGUCGGUUGGCAUCGUCACGACAACGCGAGUGCAGCAUGCCACCCCUGCCGCUACCUACGCCCACAGCGCCAGCCGCAAGUGGUACAGCGACGCUGACAUGCCCGCUGCUGCCAAGAAAGAUGGCUGCCUGGAUAUCGCCUCCCAGCUGCUCAAUAACACAGAUAUAGAUGUGAUUAUUGGCGGGGGGAGGAAGCACAUGACCCCUAAGGGCACGGUGGACCCUGAGUACCCCUCAGACCUGGCCUCCAGGGGCAAGAGGGAGGACGGGCGUGACCUCAUCUCAGAGUGGCAGCACAUGAAACUGGGGAAGGUCGCUCGUUACGUGUGGAACAGAACCGACUUUGAUUCCGUCGACCCUGACACCACGGACUACCUGAUAGCUCUGUUUGAGCCUGGAGACCUGCGCUUUGACGUGGAGCGAGACCCCCGCAUGGAUCCCUCCAUCGCCGAGACGACGGAGAAGGCCAUCCGCAUCCUCCGCAGGAACCCCAGGGGCUUCUUCUUGCUGGUGGAAGGUGGGCGUAUUGACCAGGGUCACCAUGCCAGCAGGGCAUCCAUGGCCCUUCAUGAGACGGUUGCCUUGGACAACGCUGUCGCUAAGGGCCUGGAACUGACAGAUGAGAAAGAGACUCUCACCGUGGUUACGGCUGACCACUCCCAUGCCUUCUCUUUUAAUGGAUAUCCCUUCAGAGGGAACAGCAUUCUGGGGAAGUCUCCACUGUGGGCGAAGGACGUUCUCCCCUUCACCACGCUUAUGUACGGCAACGGGCCCGGCUACAAAGUAGUCAACAACAAGCGUCCGGAUAUCCGCAAUGUCAACACAAAGACGAAGGACUACGUCCAGCAGUCGGCGGUCCCGUUGGACACAGAGACCCAUGGAGGCGAGGACGUGGCUGUUCUGGCUCGCGGGCCCAUGGCCCACCUCUUUCAGGGGGUGCAGGAGCAGAGCUACAUCGCCCACGCCCUGGCAUACGCUGCUUGCGUGGGGCAAGACCUGAGGCACUGCCAAGGGGGCCUGGACUCCACCAAGGCCCCCCAGGGUAGCACCACCACCACUGUCAGGAACACAGCUUCUACCUGUGGGCCGUGUGGGCCCCUUUUGAUGGCUCUGACAGCUGUGCUGACUGGAUGGCUGCACUGAGGAAUGGUUGGAUGGUGACAGAGAGAUAGAGCAAGAAAAGGUGUAAAAAUGAUCAGAAUCUCGUUUAGAAAUCAUUUUAAAUUAUGCUUGUGCAUUUACUUUUAAAAGAGAAUAUAUUUGCCAUGUAAGAAUUCUGUAAUACACUUCUCCAUUGUGUGGAAA